Messenger RNA from Ailuropoda melanoleuca (giant panda), 7364 nucleotides. RefSeq names its product scaffolding CK1 anchoring protein F (gene SACK1F). The transcript is spliced from 3 exons. Gene Ontology annotation, molecular function: protein kinase binding. The record is from RefSeq and is a predicted model, not a curated record. Bases 29 to 1432 code for a protein of 467 amino acids. Gene Ontology annotation, biological process: signal transduction. NCBI's taxonomy places the organism in Eukaryota, Metazoa, Chordata, Mammalia, Carnivora, Ursidae.
CGGGACCGGGACCGGCGGCCGUGGCGCCAUGGCCGAGUCCCAGCUGAGCUGCCUGGACGAGGGGCACGUGAACGAGAGGGUGACCGAGGCGCAGGCCGCCUUCUACUACUGCGAGCGGAGGCGGGCCGCGCUGGAGGCGCUGCUGGGCGGCGGCGAGCGGGCCUACCGCGAGUUGGUCAAGAAGGAGAAGCUGCGGGACUUCCUCUCCAGCCAGGAGCAACAGGCCCUCCGCGCCUCCUGGAGCCCCUACGAGGAUGCCGCCGCGGCCGCCGCCGCCGCCGCUCGGGGCAAGAGCAAGGCCAAGGCCAAAGCCCCGGCGCAGGCCCCGGCCGAGCCCUGCGAGUCCCUGGCCUACUGGCCCGACCGCUCCGACACUGAGGUGCCCCCGCUGGACCUGGGCUGGACCGACACGGGCGUCUACCGCGGCGUGAGCCGCAUCACCCUCUUCACCCACCCCCCCAAAGAGGAGAGGGGGCCCCACCUCAAGCAGGUGGUCAGGCAGAUGAUCCAACAGGCCCAGAAGGUAGGCCCCACCCCCCACACCGGUGGGACCCCCACCUCGGAGGCAGGGCCUGGGGCAGGACUUCUGACCACUCUGGAAAAUGGGCCCAGGAGCCCUCCCUUAAGCCGAGCCGUUGGUGAGGUCCCUGAAGAGGAUGGAUGGGAACGUGUUUGGCAAGUCACAAGGUUCACCUGGAGCGCCUCCUACGUGGACAGGAACCUUCUCCUCCUCCUCACAGGGCAGAACGUGGAGCCCUUCGAUGUGGAGUUCCGGGAGCUGUACGCCAUCUCUGAGGAGGUGAACUUGUACCAGCUGCUGAACCUGGCCGGGGGCGCCGGGAGGCUGGGCCCCACCUACUCCUCCACCGUGGCUCGCAAGCUCAUCAACCCCAAGUACGCCCUGGUGUCGGGCAGCCGCCACCCGCCCGGGGAGAUGAUGCGCCUGGCGGCGCGGCAGCAGCGGGAGGCCGGCGGCGACCCCGAGGAGCAGGAGGAGGGCGGCAGAGGCGGCGAGACAGACCGGCGCCUGCAGAGCUUCCUGGACGACCUGGUCACGCUGGAGCAGGAGCUGCCCCCCGUGGAGCCCCUUCCCGCUGGCGAGCUGACUCGGAAGGACGGCAGGGUGGUCUCUCACCUGCGCGUGGACCUGAAGCCCAGACCCCCGGAGGCGCUUGUGCGAAACGGCAAGGGCGAAGCUGCCAACGGGGAGGCCACCGCGGCCAAGGAGGGCAGGCGCUUCAGCAAGAGGCUCUUCGGUCGCGGGGCCAAGGGUCCCGCCGCGUCCAACGGCAUGACCGGCGCCCUCUCCACCCAGACCUUCGCGGAAGUGCAGUUCGUGGCCCGGAGGAGGCCCGGAGAAGGCUCCAGUGCUGACAUCUCAGGUAAAACAAGUCCCAGUCCUGCCAAGACCAGCAAUUGUGUGAUUUCCUGAGCCAUAAGCCAGCGGUGGGUAGGACCUGUGGAUGCCCCCAGCCCUGUCCUGUGGAGAAUACAGGUCAAACCUGCACCAGUUUGCGCUUCGGACCCUCGCUCGCUCCCUGCCCGACAGCCCCCAUCCUGGCCUCAGGGACCCUCAAUCCCAGACAUGAGAGUCUGCAGCAUCUCAAGAUGACCACACACCCCACAAGACUGUUGGUGGCCGGGCAGGGGUCACUCCUUCUUGUUUACAUGAAGUGGAAGCUUGACUCACGUCUGCUCUCCUUUAUGCCAGACCCCCUCCCGGGCCCCCAGAUGGGGUGAGCCCAUGUCUUUAUGCCUAAUGUGAUGGGGUCUCCAGGGCAGCUCCAGCUCCCUGACUUCUCCUUCCCUGGGCUUCCUGGUGCUUCUGGUCCCCCAAGAGAUUUGGUGGGAUAAAAGGGAACAGGACGGAUGGGGCUCUGGGCCAGGGAGCCAGUCUUGACCUAGGCUCUGAACUCAAGAUGGAAGGUACAGUGAGGAUAGCUAGGACACCGGCUGCUGUGGCCUUCCUGGCCUGGUUCCUACAGGCUCCUGUGCUAGACCUGGAGUGAAAUGAGGGGCAGGCCUCCCUUCAGCCAGUGGCAGAAUCUGACCCUGCCAUUCUGAGAGCCCUCGUACUGAGAUCCCCUUCCCGCCCCCACCCCCAGCCCACCAUCUUAGUCACCGCCCCAGGGGUCCAGACCUCGUUGGCUGUUGCCCACUGCAAACACAUAUGGGGGUUCUUGUGCCUUUGCCUGGGGCUGCUCCCUCCCUUUAAAAAAGUGCCUUGAUGUGCAGCCCAGGGCAGGGAGAGAGAGAGCUUGGCCACGGGUGGGGGGUUCAAGUGGUAUGGGAGGUUAAGCCCUGCAGCCAAGGGCAUUUGUCUCCCCCCUCACCAAAUGGCCCUCAGCCCCCUUCACCUGCCAGCACUUCUGUGCCUUCUCUAGUUGCAUUUCAGCCAAAGACCAGCCUUUGCCUCCCGUCAAAAGUCAGGCUGCGUCUAGGAGCCUUCGCCUUCUCAAGGGGGCCUGGCCUAAUUGCCACAACACCAGGCCAGGGAGAGCAGCCUAAAGUCUCGCACUGCCCCCUCCCCAGUUGUGUGAUCAGAGGGGUCUGAGGAGAGAUUUCUUGAGUGGACAACAGAGAAACUGCCUUAUUGCAGGCUCCGCCAGCCUAGCCUGGGGGGUCACAACCGCAAGGGAGCCAACAGGCCGCGUCCCCCAGUGGAAGCACCACCAGGCAGCCUCUUCCAGCCUCAUACUUAUGAACCCAAUUUGUCUUUGUGUCUUUCCUUCUGCAAAAACCCUGGGGCACCAGCGGCACCUGGGGGAGGGCACUGGGGGCACAGAGGUGAGCUAGGAGGUAGGAUGGUGUGGUGCCGUUGCUGGGGGGACAACCUGGUCUCUGGCGGUGGGGAGGAAAGGAAGGGUGAGCCUGCUUCCCAGGGGCACCUCUCUUCAUUCUGAGGCUAGCUUCAAAGGUGGGGGUUGGGAGGGCAGGGGACCCUGACCCACCUCCUUGAGCUUCUCUGAGGAUUAAACACUUCCUGGGAAGUGCUGGCAAUGUGGCAAGUGCUUGUUCUAGAAGGGAAGAAAGGGGGAGGAGAAAGCCAGGUGAUGGAGGGUGUCCCCUCCGCUCGAGGCCAUCACCAUAUGAGACACAGGUGGGCAAAUGGCAGUGGGGGAAAGAGAUCACCCUUGGUGGGGAGAGUGGACCCCUCUGGGUACAAGGGAGGAGGCCUAGGGAAGGGACCAGCUCCUAAGGGUUCUUCCCAAAGGCUUCCUGUGCCUCCCCUCCCAGAGAAGCUGGCCGCCUGUAUCCCCUUCCCCUCUUCUGACCCAGAGCAGGCCCAGUUCCUCCCCAGCCCUGACGUGUAGGAGGAUCCAGACUGGAAGCGCCAAGUCACUGCAGCGUUGAGCCAGACCUGCCUUUCUGCCCAUUUCCCAAGGUGCCAAGAUGGGGGUUUUGCCACUUUGUUCAUAGGAGCAAGGGGGCGGGAGACCAUGACGGAGCAAUGCUGUGUAGUGGGAGGAGUGCUGGCUGCCCAGGCAGGGCACCUCCCUGCCUGCCUGUUUCCUUAUCCCCUUUAGAGGUUUGGACAGGAUGGCCCCUGGCCCCCUCCAGCCCUGAGAGGCUUGGGACAAGACAGUAGCACUUGGGACAAGAGGAUCUUGAAGCACUAAGCUCCAGCCCACUCCGUCUGCCUCUGGGCUUCUCAGUUUUUAGUACGCCUGCCCUCUGCUCCUGCGCUGGCACACGCGCUGUGAGUUUCCUCUCUCAUCAAAUCUCAAGGGUACACCUGGCAUUCUCGGAUGGAUGGCAAGUUUAGGGUGGAUGCCCUUGGUCCCCACGUGGCAGGCAGCUUCCACAGGGCUGGAAACGUCAGAAGGGCUCCCAGAGGAGCAAGGGUGAAACGGCGCUCUCGUCACCCAUCACCACCAGCAAGUUGCCCGCUCUGGGUCCGGCUUCUGUAGGCUAAGUGCCAACCACUGGCACAGCUCCUCGGGUGGGCUGACCUCCAAUGAGCAGAGGCAGCUGAGGGCUGAGACCCUGGGGCAGCUGCCACCUGGAUCUUACCCCAGAGGAGCAGGAAGUGCAGGAUUCCUGCAUGGGGCUGGAGGCCUUCCCUGGAUUUGGCAAAACUUCCCCGUCUCCUGUGUCUUCUGUCCUCAGGGUAUAUGGUUAGUCCUGUCCCUGAUCAUUCAAGGGUGCUUUCGAGAUAGCCUCUGCUAACGCCACUACCCUCUGCCUAUAGAGAACUUGAUAGAAUGGACAGGCCAAAAAAAAAAAAAAAAGGUGGCCUUUUCCCCAAGAGACAGGAAAUGGGCCUUUUUGGAUUUUACUAUGAUGAUUUUCUCUUUGGUUUAUUGAGUGCCUACUAUAUGCCGGUGACUGUGUUACGUGUUUUAGUCACGUGCAGGUUUCAAACUAAGAAAAGCUCAGGAGAGAGCCCUUUACAGUGUUAGAAAAGGCUUUCCUGGACAUUUGGGGAUUGAGUCUCACAAAGUUGUGUGAUGAGCGGCUCAGGGCUUAUUGUCCCCAUGUUUCAGAUGAGGAAGCACGCGGCUCUCCCAAGAGCUAAGCCUGCUCCUCUAGCCCAGGCUUCUCGCCUUCAACGCUGGUGGGGACAUCUGGGAGCCACAGAGUCUCUGCUGGGGGAGACGCUGUCCUGAACAUCAUAGGGUGCUUAGCAGCACCCGGCUUCUACCUACUAAAAGCCAGCAACACCUCUCCCAGUGAGACAACCACAAAUGUCUCCGGAUGCUGCCAAACGUCCCUGGGGGGUGAAGUCACGCCGGCUGAGAAAGACAGUGCGUUGCAGCCUUUGAGCUUCCGGCUGCUUCCCUGAGGCGCUUUCCUGUGCAGCCCCCGUGCAGCCGGGCUCUCCCACAGAACGCUGUGGUCCAGAGCCGGUGGCUGAUUUGCCAACGAUUUUGCUUUCUGUGACUGACAUAAUAGCAUCUUCCUUCUUGUUCUAGUUACCUUGCUUAGCUCUUCACUGCCUUGUACCUCCCGGAACAGGUGUGUUUAUGUGCACACAUCUGCCUUACUCCACAGAGCGCCCUGUUACAGUUCCUCCCAGUCUGUUCGCCUUCCUUUACUUUGAGUUGAGCCCUGCAUGGAAAGCACCUUGGACAGACCUGUGUGUGCCCGACAGGGUCCUCACCCCCAAAAGGCAGCCAGGGCUGACAGCAGAGAAACUUCCCCGCUCCUCAAGCCAGGCCAGGUGAGAACCGCUCGCUGGAGUGUCACGAGUCAAUGUUGGCAAAGCCCCCUUAGCGGCAGGUGAGCCGCACCCUGCACUGCAGCUGUAGUCUGCCAGCGGGCUGUGUGCCACGGUCGUCUCCCUCUAUCCCCCGCCUGGAGGGCCAGGCAGCUGUCACUGUAAUCGUCUGCCCUGCUGCUCCAGUGGCAGGAGGCCUGGUGCACAAUAGGCACCCCAGGCUUGGCAGGCUGAGCCAGACCAAGGUUGAGAGGAUGGGUGCCUUCGAGAAGGCUGGAAGGUGGCAGGUGCACAUGGGACUGUGUUCUUAGGCUGAGUAAUUGCUAGAUCAGCCGGAGGCUGAGAGGUACCCAUUCUGUCCUUGGGGUACCCAUUCCGUCCAUCAUGUGUCUGGGUCACUAUUGUAUCUACAGUGUCUACUUAAUGCCUGUUUGUUAAAUGAUUGAAAACUUGACAGCCACUUGAUACAGACGGUAAGCCAGGCUAAUCAGCGUGGGUGGUGUCAGAGGCUCCAGAAUUGAUCGCGACCCUUUCAAUCUUGUUCCCGACUUCUGAGCCCGUACGUGGAGGCCAGACAGGACUCCGCUCUCUACUACUUAAUUUCCUAAGAACUGAGUUAUCAAAAGUCCUUCCUGACCAUCCUUUCCUCAGGGGAGACUUCUCUUUUCAGCGUGUGUCCUUAGUGAACAGUCUCCCUCUCCCAGUUGCUUUGGACUGGGUGGGCCCAGGCCUCCAGGCCUCUCUGGCUGCUCAGGGAUGAUUUGGUGUGCUUCCUUUCAAAUUGCUAACACAAAAAUGGGACGAGGAGGUGAGGGCCUUGAUGUGAGGAAAUGUCUCCAGUCACCCAACAAGUCACAGGAAGGGUUAGAAUCUAGUUAUCUGGACCCAUCUGGAGCACUACCCGUGGCCUCUCCAAGUGACAGCCUGUUGGAGACCAGUUUUCAUCCAGUAAAGUAGCUAGAAGUUAGGCAUUGGCUGCAGCCACGAAAAAACAGCUCCAGAAACAGAAGUCCGCGUCAUAGGAGACCGGCUAGGACCUGUCACAGAAGCAGCAAGAGCAUGAGCGGUGUGGAGGAGAGAAGGAGGAAAAAGCAAGAGCAGGCGGUAUGCCCGCUGUGGCCACGGUCCUCUGGGCACAAGCAAGGGAGAAGCACAUGCCAUCCUAUGCUAAGAACCGAGAACCAUGCCUGGUGAUUCUGCUUUCCUGAGUGCAGCUUGGACUCUCUGGCUCACCUCUUUCUGGAAGGUCUUGGAAGUUGGCUGAUUGGACCAGGAAAGGCACUUCACAGCAGGCUUUGGAAGGCUUUGUUCACUUGUUCCUUCGAUGCAUAAUCACUGUGAGCUAGGCCUGAGGCUGAGUGGUGAGCAAGGAAGGCCCUGGGUGGAGCUGGGGUCUGUAGGGUGGUGCUGGGGCAUGCCAGGUCCUUAGCCGAGCCGUUCGGUGGCCAGGCUAGUCCUCAGGAUGGGUAGUGUGGGGCUGGAUUCCCCUCUCAGCCACAUACCAGCUAAGUGACCCAGCAAGCUGCCUCACACCUGGAACUUAGGUUUCCUUUUUUGUAAAAUGGGGAUAAUCGUGGUGCCACUUUCCAGAGGCUGUGGGGAGUAAAGCACUCAGCACAGUGGCUAACGUUUGGGGAAGCUUAGUUACCAGCCAAUGUUUCCUUGGUGUGUUAGAGCAAGGGCUUCACCAUUUCCCUCUUGGGACAUUCUCUCCCUGCUCCUUCCCUCUGUGUUUGCCACUUUCACAGUGAGUGGGCACACGGGGCUAAAUGCCCAUCCAUGUGGAAGAAGUUCCAAAGCCCAGGUUUUGAAAGAAAGGUACAGAAAACCUGCCAGGGAUUCCAUUUGUGGGCCACUUUGCCUGGCAGGACCCCAUGUUCCCCAGUGCACACCCCACCUCACCUCAGCUCUGCGGUCUGGUUGGUUCCAGGCAUGGAAGAGGGCCACAGUCUUAUCUGGUUGUGAAAAAGUCCCGCAACUUUUCUUCAUGGAUAGUUUAGAGUAAAAUAGACAAUUUUUGUUUGUUUGGAAAACUCUUCAUAUAUAAAAUACAAAGUAAACCAAAACCAAAAAACCAGCAUAUCCAGAAAAGCCUGCCUACCUGCCCCAAGCCACUGGCCUUCCCAAGCCAGUCCUGUACCCUUUGAGUGGGCUCCAGACUCUCUCCCUAACUUCUAGCUUUGUUUUGUUUUUUUUUUUAAGA